CAACAACCACAAUCACAGAAAAAACCCACCUCAACCACAGUGAAGGAACAAACUACUGCUGCCACAACAACUGAAGAACCCAGCACCCCAGUAAAAACCACAGAAAAGCCUAUCACAACAACCACCAUUAUCACAAUCACAGAAAGUCCCACCACAACAACCACAAUCACAGAAAAACCCACCACAAUCACAGAAAAGGAACACACUACUGCUGCCACAACAACUGAAGAACCCAUCACCCCAGUAAAAACCACCGAAAAACCCACCACAACAACCAUAAUCACAGAAAAACCCACCACAACCACAGAAAAGGAACACACUACUGCUGCCACAACAACUGAAGAACCCAUCACCCCAGUAAAAACCACAGAAAAACCCACCACAACAACCACAAUCACAGAAAAACCCACCUCAACCACAGUGAAGGAACAAACUACUGCUGCCACAACAACUGAAGAACCCAGCACCCCAGUAAAAACCACAGAAAAGCCUAUCACAACAACCACCAUUAUCACAAUCACAGAAAGCCCCACCACAACAACCACAAUCACAGAAAAACCCAUCUCAACCACAGAAAAGGAACAAACUACUGCUGCCAAAACAACUGAAGGACCCAGCACCCCAGUAAAAACCACAGAAAAGCUUACCACAAAAACAACUGAAACUCCAACAAAAACACCCACAAUCACAGUAGAAUCCACAACAACCACAGAAAGGCCCACCACCCCAGGAACAACAGGCACUACUGCUGCAACAACCACAAGAAAACCUACCACAACAUCCACUGAUUGCUAUGUUUGUAAGUGGUCAGAUUGGACGAACAAUAAUUAUCCUGAUUACACCAAUGGUGGAGAUUAUGAACCCAUUGAUAAAAUUACUAAUCCAGAUCUGAGUUUUUGUAGAAAACAUCUGGAAAUAGAAUGUCGAGCAAAACACUACCCUGAUAUUUCUUUGAAAGACCUAGGUCAAAAAGUAAAAUGCAACCCACAAGAUGGACUGAUCUGUAUUAACAAAGAACAAGGUAUACCUCCUGUGUGUAAUGACUAUGAAAUACGAGUGAAAUGCUGCAUUAACACAUGUGAGCAUUCCACCACAGCAACAACCAAAGGAAGGUCCACUACAACCUCAGCAACAUCCACAGAAAAGCCCACCACAACAACCAUAAGUACAGAAAUAUUUGACACAACCACGGAGAAGGAACAAACUACUGCUGCCACAACAACUGAAACACCCAGCACCUCAGUAAAAACCACAGAAAAGCUUACCACAAAAACAACUGAAACACCCAUUACCACAAAAGAAUCCGCAACAACCACAGAAAACCCCAUUACUACUGCUGUUACAACAACUAAAAAACCCACCACAACAACCUCUGAAGUAGUUACAAAUGCAUUGGUUACAACAGCACAAUCAACACAACCCUUGGUUAUAAUUACAACUACAACAGCCACAGAAAAACCCACAACAACCACAAUCACAGAAAGUCCCACCACAACAACCACAAUCACAGAAAAACCCACCACAAUCACAGAAAAGGAACACACUACUGCUGCCACAACAACUGAAGAACCCAUCACCCCAGUAAAAAACACCGAAAAACCCACCACAACAACCAUAAUCACAGAAAAACCCACCACAACCACAGAAAAGGAACACACUACUGCUGCCACAACAACUGAAGAACCCAUCACCCCAGUAAAAACCACAGAAAAACCCACCACAACAACCACAAUCACAGAAAAACCCACCUCAACCACAGUGAAGGAACAAACUACUGCUGCCACAACAACUGAAGAACCCAGCACCCCAGUAAAAACCACAGAAAAGCCUAUCACAACAACCACCAUUAUCACAAUCACAGAAAGCCCCACCACAACAACCACAAUCACAGAAAAACCCAUCUCAACCACAGAAAAGGAACAAACUACUGCUGCCAAAACAACUGAAGGACCCAGCACCCCAGUAAAAACCACAGAAAAGCUUACCACAAAAACAACUGAAACUCCAACAAAAACACCCACAAUCACAGUAGAAUCCACAACAACCACAGAAAGGCCCACCACCCCAGGAACAACAGGCACUACUGCUGCAACAACCACAAGAAAACCUACCACAACAUCCACUGAUUGCUAUGUUUGUAAGUGGUCAGAUUGGACGAACAAUAAUUAUCCUGAUUACACCAAUGGUGGAGAUUAUGAACCCAUUGAUAAAAUUACUAAUCCAGAUCUGAGUUUUUGUAGAAAACAUCUGGAAAUAGAAUGUCGAGCAAAACACUACCCUGAUAUUUCUUUGAAAGACCUAGGUCAAAAAGUAAAAUGCAACCCACAAGAUGGACUGAUCUGUAUUAACAAAGAACAAGGUAUACCUCCUGUGUGUAAUGACUAUGAAAUACGAGUGAAAUGCUGCAUUAACACAUGUGAGCAUUCCACCACAGCAACAACCAAAGGAAGGUCCACUACAACCUCAGCAACAUCCACAGAAAAGCCCACCACAACAACCAUAAGUACAGAAAUAUUUGACACAACCACGGAGAAGGAACAAACUACUGCUGCCACAACAACUGAAGAACCCAGCACCUCAGUAAAAACCACAGAAAAGCUUACCACAAAAACAACUGAAACACCCAUUACCACAAAAGAAUCCGCAACAACCACAGAAAACCCCAUUACUACUGCUGUUACAACAACUAAAAAACCCACCACAACAACCUCUGAAGUAGUUACAAAUGCAUUGGUUACAACAGCACAAUCAACACAACCCUUGGUUAUAAUUACAACUACAACAGCCACAGAAAAACCCACAACAACCACAAUCACAGAAAGUCCCACCACAACAACCACAAUCACAGAAAAACCCACCACAAUCACAGAAAAGGAACACACUACUGCUGCCACAACAACUGAAGAACCCAUCACCCCAGUAAAAACCACCGAAAAACCCACCACAACAACCAUAAUCACAGAAAAACCCACCACAACCACAGAAAAGGAACACACUACUGCUGCCACAACAACUGAAGAACCCAUCACCCCAGUAAAAACCACAGAAAAACCCACCACAACAACCAUAAUCACAGAAAAACCCACCACAACCACAGAAAAGGAACACACUACUGCUGCCACAACAACUGAAGAACCCAUCACCCCAGUAAAAACCACAGAAAGCCCCACCACAACAACCACAAUCACAGAAAAACCCACCACAACCACAGAGAAGGAACAAACUACUGCUGCCACAACAACUGAAGAACCCAGCACCCCAGUAAAAACCACAGAAAAGCCUAUCACAACAACCACCAUUAUCACAAUCACAGAAAGCCCCACCACAACAACCACAAUCACAGAAAAACCCACCACAACCACAGAAAAGGAACAAACUACUGCUGCUACAACAACUGAAGGACCCAGCACCCCAGUAAAAACCACAGAAAAGCCUAUCACAACAACCACCAUUAUCACAAUCACAGAAAGCCCCACCACAACAACCACAAUCACAGAAAAACCCACCACAACCACAGAAAAGGAACAAACUACUGCUGCCACAACAACUGAAGGACCCAGCACCCCAGUAAAAACCACAGAAAAGCCUAUCACAACAACCACCAUUAUCACAGAAAAACCCACCACAAUAUACACAGAAAAGCCCAGCACUACUGCUGCUAUAAUUACAACUACAACAGCCACAGAAAAACCCACCACAGAAAAGCCCAGCACCAAAGCUGGCACAACCACAGAAAAACCGACAGUAUCAGAAAAAUCCACCACAGCAUUAACAGAAAAGUCCACUAUUGAAACUCCAAGUGUAACACCUUCAACUCCUCAGUCAUCAACACCAGGCAGAACAACUUUAUGUUUCUGCAAGUACAUGGAUCAGCUUUUUCCUCCUGGUAGCUUCAUGUACAAUAAGACUGAUGGAGAAGGAUGGUGUUUCACUGCAUAUUGCAAUUUGACAUGCAAUGUUGAGAAACUUGCUAGACCAUGUCCAUCUACUACUCCACCAACGCCUACCACCACCACCACAGUGAAGCCUCCCACAGACUGUUCAUAUCUCAAGCCACCUAGAAAGGAUGGUGAGUCCUGGAGUUCAAGCGACUGCUACACAGAAAAAUGUGACAAUGGAAGAGUAAUAACAGAACAUGUGCAUUGUGAACCAGUGACCAUGCCUGAAUGUGAAAAUGGGCAUCCACCAGUCAGGGUUUACGAUGAAGGAGGCUGCUGUUUCCACUAUGACUGUAGAUGUGUUUGCGCCGGCUGGGGAGAUCCUCAUUAUGUGACAUUUGAUGGCCAGUAUUACAGCUUCCAGAAAAACUGCACAUAUGUCCUCGUCAAAGAGAUCAUUCCUCGACACAAUUUUAAGAUUCUUAUCGACAAUGAAAACUGUAAUCCCUCUGGAACUGUGACCUGUGCUAAAGCCUUGAUCGUGUAUUACAAAAACUAUGAAGUUAUUCUUACACAGGAGAGAAACCCAAGGACCGUGAACAAGGUGUUCAUCAACGGCAAGCAGGAAUUCCCAACCUACUCUAAUGAUGACUUCAUCAUAACAAGUACAGCCAUUGAGCUGCUUUUGAGAAUCCCGGCAAUUGAAGCAGUUGUGAUAUUCAAAGGGCUGUUAUUCAGCGUUGACUUGCCGUUUUCCCUUUUCCACAACAACACAGAGGGACAGUGUGGUACCUGUGACAAUAACAGGAAAAAUGACUGUAGAUUACCAAAUGGCCAGAUUCAUCCCGAUUGCUCUCAGAUGGGAAAGUGGCAUGUGCCAGAUAAGAAUAAGCCAUAUUGUGAGAAUCCACAACCUCCACCACCAACACCAAAACCAACACAAACACCCUGCAAACCUGAUAUUUGUGAAAUUCUGAAGAGCAAGGUGUUUGAGGAAUGCCACAAAGUCAUCUCACCACUACCGUUCUAUAAGAGCUGUAUAUUUGAUGUUUGCCAUAUGGAAAAUGCCACCAUCGGUUGUUCCAGUAUGGAGAUGUACGCCAUGAUGUGUGCUGAAGCAUCCGUCUGCAUACCCUGGAGGAAGGCUACAAACGGACAGUGUGAAUAUACAUGUCCACAAAAUAUGAUCUACAAACCUUGUGGAUCAACUGUUGUACCAACUUGCAAUGCAAGAUACAAUGAGAAGAAUGAAAAACAAUGCCAGGGAAAAAAUGGCAGAACAAUCCAAGCUUGUAGUGGUGUCGUGGAGGGAUGUUUCUGCCCAGAGGGGAUGACUCUGUUCAGUUCAAAACAGGACAUCUGUGUCUCAUCCUGUUGCACUGGACCUGCUGGCGAACCUAAGCCGUUUGGUGAGACUUGGCAGAUUGGCUGUAAGCAGUGUGCUUGUGAUGCGGACACUAUGAGUGUUCAGUGUGAGCCUCUCGCAUGUCCCUCUCAAAAACCAAUAACCUGUACUAAGGAAGGUGAGGUGUUGGUGGAGCGCGAAGUGGACUGCUGUAUGAGACCUACCUGUGAGUGCGAUAGGAGCCGCUGUUUGUCGCCAACACAGAAGUGCGAACUGGGAUUUGAGAGGGAGAUCCAGAUGUCAAAUAGCACCUGCUGCCCUUCAUACCUCUGUGUACCCAAAGGCGUCUGUGUCUUCAAUGAUACUGAGUACAAGCCUGGUAUGGAUUUCUCCAAAAGCCCAUGUGAAUCAUGCCACUGUAAGCAAACUCAGGAUCCCAGCAGCAAGUUGAACCUCAUUGAGUGUUUUGAAAAGAAGUGUAAGCCAUGGUGUUCACAGGGCUAUGUGUAUGAAAGCCAACCUGGACAAUGUUGUGGAUCAUGUAAAAAGAUAAGCUGUGUUUUGGCGGUCCCAGGCCUCACCUCUCCAAUAAUUAUUAAGCCUUCUGAGUCUUGGUCACCGCCAAAUGACAACUGUACCAAGUAUGAUUGCCAAAAGGUGAAGGAUGAGUUCAUAACCUCUAAAAGACAAACAACAUGUCCUCCAUUUGAUCCAGAGAACUGCGUUCCUGGAACUGAACAAAAUGAUGUCAACGGUUGUUGCAAAACUUGUACUCCUCUUACCAACUGUCAAAUAAACAGGAACACCACCUAUCUGCAGAUAAAGAACUGCAAGUCAGUUGUGCCAGUGGAAAUCACAGCCUGUGCGGGAUCCUGCGGGGCGUCCUCAUCAAUGUACUCUGCGGAGAACAACCGUUUGAUGCAUUCAUGUUCUUGCUGUCAAGAAAUGGCCACCAGUAAGAAGGAGGUGGUGAUGACCUGCGUUGACGGCACAAAGAUAAAACACUCCUACAUUUCAGUUGACAAGUGUGGUUGCCAAGUCGCUGAAUGUAUGGACACGAAAGUCUAAUGUCAAAUGUUUCAAGACGACAUUGAAACUUAAGCUUAAUUGAAGGGAAAAUCUAACUAAUAUACUUUUAUAAACUUUAACAAUUCCUCUUUAAUAAAAACUAUUAGAGGGUCAAGACUCAAUAUGUGAAGACACAAACCUCUGUGUAUUCAGCAGCCGAAAACAAGGGCAAUAAGUUAAACCUUUAAACAGCAGAGAUGUGCUGUGAAACAACCCUGGAAAUUGUCCCUUUGUACUCCUGACAAUAGUCUUCAUCACUUUCUCAUUUAUCGUCAGGGAGCUAGGUCCACAUAGUGCCCCGGGAUGACGGCGCAUAUUUGUGUCCUGGUGUCUCUUUUAGCUUUAGAAGAGGUUGUUCCUUUAUACAAACUAAACAAUGUGGUGUUUUCAGUCUUAGAGGGUGUUUCUCUUACUUUCACUGUAAAUGACUUGAGAGAUAAAAGACACAAGAAUGGCUUCAGAUAUUACAGCACAUUGUAACUAUAUUUUCAAUGUCUUUUUUGCAAUAGGGAUUGUAUUUGUGGUAAAAUGUGAAAGAUUUAAAACAUGGAUUUGAAUUUUAAAUGAUCGUUGGUCAUUAUUUCUAACCGCACCAUCAACAUAAAUUAUUUCACAACCCACUGAAUAUAUAGAUAAAAGAAACUACAAACUACCUUUGUCCAACAUCUGAUGUGUCAAACUUCUGCAAAUCUGAAUGUCUUCAGUGUCAUUAAAACUCUCAUGUUUGCUGACAA
Molecule: messenger RNA, 7025 nt
Organism: Sebastes umbrosus (honeycomb rockfish)
Lineage: Eukaryota; Metazoa; Chordata; Actinopteri; Perciformes; Sebastidae
Product: mucin-2-like
Exons: 20
Cellular component (GO): extracellular matrix
Molecular function (GO): protein binding
Source: RefSeq, a predicted model, not a curated record